AUGCAUAACAUGUUUGGGUGGAGACCUCGGAAAAAGAAAGUUCCGAAUGCUUUGUCAAUCGUAGAACUUAAGGUGCAUAUGGAUUGCCAAGGAUGUGAAGAAAGAAUUAGAAGGGCAAUCUCCAAAUUGAAUGGGGUUGAUAGCUUGGACAUAGACAUGGAUCAGCAGAAGGUGACAGUAACAGGGUAUGUGGAGAAAGGGAAGGUAUUAAGGAUUGUGAGAAGAACAGGAAGAAAGGCAGAAUAUUGGCCAUUCCCUUAUGACAGUGAAUACUACCCUUAUGCCUCCCAAUACUUGGAUGAGUCUACUUUUGCUUCAUCCUAUAACUACUACAGGCAUGGUUACAAUGAGAGUGUUUAUGGCUAUUUUCCAGAUCAAGCAUACUGUACUGUCCAGGAUGACACAGUCUUUCUCUUCAGUGAUGACAACGUUCAUGCACCCUGCACCAUCAUGUGA
This is a messenger RNA of Sphenostylis stenocarpa, 456 nucleotides long. The record is from the annotation of a GenBank genome assembly. NCBI's taxonomy places the organism in Eukaryota, Viridiplantae, Streptophyta, Magnoliopsida, Fabales, Fabaceae.